Messenger RNA from Closterium sp. NIES-67, 1950 nucleotides. The record is from the annotation of a GenBank genome assembly. Lineage: Eukaryota; Viridiplantae; Streptophyta; Zygnematophyceae; Desmidiales; Closteriaceae.
CUCCCCCCGUCCUGUCUGUGCUCGGUUGCGGCACUCGCACAGCACUCACACCUUCCCACCUAGACUCUUCGUCUCAUCUCCUUGUACACCGCGCUCUAGCAAUUGGCAUCGAUAGCCAGCCACGUCGCUCAGGAGAAUUCGUCCCGCGAUUCAUCGGCGAGCUCAGCGCCACUAGAUGCGAAACCCCGCGUCGGCAAGCGAUUCAUUUCUUCUCAUUCGACCGUCUUUCUCAGCCCGCCGCGACUCUUUCUUCGCGUAGCGUCCGCCGACUGCAGCAGUCGGUAGCCGGUAGCCUGCUGCGGGCGACUGGCGGUGAGGGCACCUGGGCGGCGAGGUCGCAGUGUGCGGCGUGGGUGCAGGCGGGAGUGAGCGCGGAGCAGCAGCAGGCGCGGGUGGUGCGUGACUGGCCCGAUGGGGUGGCGGCCAUACUGAGGCCGAGACCGCGCUCCGCCGCGCUCUGAGCGAGUGGCGGCGUCGCGCGCGCGGAGGCAUUGGCGGCGACCGCCAUGCACCGCUCGGGCACGUUCCCCGUCGCCACGCUGGACGGCGACGGCGACUUGAGCCCCUCCCGCGACUUCCCCCGCGACUUCCCCCGCAGCCACAGCAGCACCAGCAGCGGCUUCCCCGCCGCCCUCCGCGGGGCGUACGACGCGCUCGACUUCGACGACCCUCACCGCCUCGCCUCCACCCCCCCGGCCUCCGUGCCGCGCCCGCGCCACCACUCCCCGCGCCACCACCAUCCCCACCAGCAGCAGCACGGCACGAGCGCAACCCGCCAUGUUUCGUACCAGCCGGGCCCCACCUCGUCGCUCCGCCCGCACUCCCAUGCCCUCCGCGACGACGGUGGAGGCGGAGCGGCGCGCAUGGCGCAGGGCGCGCAGCACCAGCGCGGCUACACCUUCGCCGCCGCGCCGAUCCUGUCCCCGCACCGCCCCGGCAGCGGCGACAGCGGUCUCGGCGGGCCCUUGGGGGACUUCUUCACGGACGGGGGUGGGGAGGGCGCGCGCGGCGGAUUGGGGGGGCAUGCGCAAGGGGCGGGGCGGAAUUUGGGCCAUCUGCGCGCGGGGAGCAUGGCGAUAGACGCGGACCGAGGGGGGCUGGGGGAAGGCGGAAGGCGGCAGGAGGGCAGGGGCAGGCUGGGAGGAGGGUUGGGCGUGGGGGUUUCGUUUGAAGGGGGAGCGCGGGGAGUGCAGGGGAGUCUGAGCGGGGGGUUGGGGGGAGGCCCUGGCAUGGGCAUGGGCGGAAGCAGAAGCGGUGGGGGGGCGAGGGUGUGGGCGCGGACGCUGAGCCACCAGGCAGCGGACCUGAGCAGCACUGGCGGGGGAGGUGGGCGGCAUCUGCUGGGGGGCGACUGGCUUGGCUUGGACCGCACUUCUUCAGGCUUCGAUGAUGGCGACAUGGUCGCCACCAAUGCUAUGCUGCCACGUGUCAACAGCCUGGCAGUGAAUGGCAGUCGCUUCCUGGAUUCGGACGACCUGUUGGAUGGUCGGCAGGGGCGGGACGGCGCAGGGCUGGGCGGGGCGUGGGAGAUGGACAUAGGCAUGGAGGGGGGCUUGGGGCUGGGCCGGGAGUAUGGCCGGGAGAAUGGGGGCGUGGGCGGGGCGAUGGGGGGCGAUGGGAGCCAGCUGAAGCGCGUGCUGCGGCUGGUGGAGGCGGCGCAUGGCAACGACGCCGACCUCGUGCACGCCAUCCUGCAGGACGCCCCCUCCCGCACCGCUCUGCUUUCCUCCCUCCACCCAGAUCUUCGUCGCGCUAUCGCUUGAGUCGUCGAUUGGGACGUUGAAGUGGCGGAACACGACAUGCGUGCUGUCGGGGCAAAAGAGUGUGCUGCUAGUAGAAGCCUCCGCGGAAACAGGGGCUGCCGCAGCUGAAGGGGAAGACGGAGUGGGUCUAGGCGUGGAGGCCAUGCUGGAGACGGAAGGGGAAGCUAGAGAAGAGAAUGAGUUCGAA